This is a messenger RNA of Phalaenopsis equestris, 588 nucleotides long. RefSeq lists its product as uncharacterized. Bases 1 to 588 code for a protein of 195 amino acids. NCBI's taxonomy places the organism in Eukaryota, Viridiplantae, Streptophyta, Magnoliopsida, Asparagales, Orchidaceae. The record is from RefSeq and is a predicted model, not a curated record. The transcript has 3 exons.
AUGGCUGCUAACCUGGUUACAGCUGAUCCAAAUUUUGUAAGCAAACAAUCAUAUGCAGUCACAAGUCUUGAACCAACUGGUUCCUCACUUAGGGACAAGCUUGUUUUCCCACAAGCUUACUAUGAUGCAAUGGAAGAUUUGAAGCUGGUAGGAAACUGGAAGAUAAGGUUGUUUGAUAGCAAUCAUGUCAUGAUCCAUCUCACUAAGGAAGAAGUCUAUGCCAAGGAAUCAACGGAAAUUGUUGGAAGUACAGUGGACUACUGCCAACAACUAAUGAAAUGUUCAUCUAAUUCAAGUGUGCAGCUUGACCUAGAAUUUUUUAUUUCUGAUGAUGUAUACACUACAAAUAGUAAUCUUACAGAAGUUCCUAGUGAAGAGGAAAUCAAGCAGGCCCUUUCCUCCAUUGACAGUACCAAAUCUACAGGUCCUGAUGGUUUCACAUCAGAUUUCUAUAAAAAAGGUUGGGACAUAAUCAAGGAUGAUGUAGUGUCAGCAAUACAAUGCUUUUUUCAGGGAUAUGGUUUACCAAAUUACUUCUGUUUUUCCACAAUUGCCUUUGUUCCAAAAUCCGACAUCAAGGAACAAUGA